Molecule: messenger RNA, 1500 nt
Organism: Cyclocybe aegerita
Lineage: Eukaryota; Fungi; Basidiomycota; Agaricomycetes; Agaricales; Hemipholiotaceae
Source: the annotation of a GenBank genome assembly
AUGCCAAGUCGAGAAACCGACGCGCGUGCCGUCGUUCUCCAAAACGUCGACCUCUUGUCGAUCGUGUUCAACUAUCUCUCCGCCGACCGCAUCAAAUCCGAUCAAGACGCGUUGGAGACGAGGAAAGGUCUCCGGUCUGCAGCCCUUGUCUGCAAGGACUUCGUGGAACCAGCAUUGGACUGCCUUUGGCACAUACUGCCGUCAUUAAUGCCUCUCUUGAAAUUACUUCCGUCGUUCGGUCUCAUAGAUGGAGUGUAUAUGCUCGAAGAUGUGGAAGAGGGUGAUUGGGAACGAUAUGAUAUUCACGCACGUCGCGUUCGUAUCCUUGACCUCAAACCUGAUCAAGUUUCCUCGUCGCCUUUUGUCUACCCCCGAAUCAUGCGACAUCGCAAAGGCCCUCUCCUACCUGCUCUGCGCGAGCUCCGUAUUCCCGACAACACGUCCAUCGACCUCACACUCGCUUUCAUCGUCACCACACCGGACCUGAAAGUUGUUGAGAUCAAGAACAGCGCCAUGAAAGACGCGAAGUUUUCCUACCCUUUCCUCACAUCUUUGAGCAGUGAACAUCCGAAGCUAGAGCACUUGACAAUUGACGGCGACCGCGUCAUCAACCUCAAGCCGAUCCUCAAGCUAACCCACCUGCGCAAGCUUGAGCUGCGUCUUCCGAACAUGCAUCUCUCGACAAGUUUCAUGGAGGGGCUAGGAAACAUGGAAAAUCUUCUGGAUCUUACUCUGCACGCUGGUGUACAGACGCAGGUGUCCAUCCCGGAGCCGGUCAGACGAGAUCCUCUCCCCAGAUUGCCUCCGAAUACAACUCGGAAAUUCAAGCAAUUGAAACAUCUCCAUGUCCUCGGGACGAUUUCUUGUAUCGCACGCGUCAUGGAAUACAUGAACCCCAGGUCCUUGCUGUCUUUUUCCCUCACAGAAUCGCGAGAUUCAAGCGGCAACCCCCUUCGGCCAUUUUGGACCCAGUGCUUCGGUUGCCUCGCCUCGUCCGAAAAACUUGCAUCCAUCACAAUCAAUCACUGCUCGCAAGGAAAAAAAGAAGACUACCUCAGCGCCUCAUCCCUCGAGCCCCUCUUUGACCUGAGCGGCAUGCAGCAUUUGAUGAUUCAUGGCGAUUCGUUCACAGCCACAGACAGUGAACUGCUCGCCCUUGCAUGCGCCUUCCCUCGUUUGAAGAGCCUAGUGUUGCCCAGUGGGUGGCACACCUCGGCGCCAACUCCCAAAUCGCUCUGCCACCUGGCGUUGUCGUGUCCAGAGUUGGAGGAGCUUCGGAUCUGUCUCAACGUUGACCAAAACCUCGCUAACACCGUGAAGUCCAUGACUGAUGACGUUGCAGAAAUGCCUCUGAAGCACAAGCACUCGCUACGCAGGCUGUAUAUCAAUUCGUCGUUGGGCAAUCUUUCGAACUCGCAGAGCAUCGUGUUUGCGCGCGUCUUGUGGAUACGGCAUUCCCUUUCCUCGAGGUUCUUCGACAUUAGGUGGAGUUGUCAGUGA